Calypte anna (Anna's hummingbird) is the source of this 1442-nucleotide messenger RNA. RefSeq names its product inhibitor of growth family member 2 (gene ING2). Gene Ontology annotation, cellular component: nucleus. The coding region runs from base 1 to 861 and encodes 286 amino acids. Gene Ontology annotation, biological process: positive regulation of DNA-templated transcription. The record is from RefSeq and is a predicted model, not a curated record. The transcript is spliced from 2 exons. NCBI's taxonomy places the organism in Eukaryota, Metazoa, Chordata, Aves, Apodiformes, Trochilidae.
AUGUGCUGCUGGCGCGGGGGGAUGAUGCUGGCGGGGCCGCAGCUGGUGGCGGGGCCGGCGGCGCCGGGCGGGGAGCGGGCCCGGCUGCUCUCCCUCUACGUGCAGGACUAUCUGGAGUGCGUCGAGUCGCUGCCGCUGGACAUCCAGCGCAACGCCUCGCUGCUGCGGGAGAUGGACACGCAGUGCCAAGAAGCAUUAAAAGAAAUAGAUGAUGUCUAUGAGAAAUACAAGUCAGAAAACGAUCCUGUUCAGAAGAAACGCUUGCAGCAGCAUCUUCAGCGUGCGUUAAUCAACAGCCAAGAACUUGGAGAUGAAAAAAUUCAAAUAGUCACUCAGAUGCUAGAACUGGUAGAGAAUAGAGCCCGGCAAAUGGAAACACACUCUCAGUGUUUUCAAGAUCUGUCUGAGAAUGAAAAGCCUCUAGAAAAGGCAAAGAUGGAGUCCUGCCAGCCAGAGAGAUCUUCACGGAGACCCCGUCGCCAGCGAACCAGUGAAAGCCGUGAUCUGUGCCAUAUAGCAAAUGGUAUUGAUGACUGCGAUGAUCAGCCACCUAAAGAGAAAAGAUCUAAAUCUUCCAAGAAGAAAAAACGCUCCAAAGCCAAACAAGAGAGAGAGGUUUCACCUGUAGAAUUUGCAAUUGAUCCCAAUGAACCAACUUACUGCUUAUGCAACCAAGUGUCUUAUGGCGAAAUGAUAGGAUGUGAUAAUGAACAGUGUCCUAUUGAGUGGUUCCACUUUUCGUGUGUUGGACUCACCUAUAAACCAAAAGGAAAAUGGUACUGCCCCAAGUGCAGAGGAGACAAUGAGAAAACGAUGGACAAAUGUACUGACAAAUCAAAAAAGGAUAGAAGAUCGAGGUAGUGAAAGCAAUUCAUGUUUUAAAGAGUUGCUUCUUUUAUAUUAAAAUGUUUAAUUUCCAGAGAACGCUGUUUUAGGAAAUGCAUAAGACUAUGCAAUAAUUUUUAAUCUAUAAUAUUAAUGGAGUAUUAAAAGCUGUUAUAGCUUCUGUGAUCUUUACCUUUCUGCACUGAAUAACCAAAUAAUUGAAACAGGGUGGCUUCAGACCUUCACAGAAGACAUUACAAGCAUAUAGCGCUUGGUUUCAAUUUAACCCCAUUAGUAUUUUAAUGAACCUUGUGAAUCUUGGAAUAAUGGUUGUGGGAAAGAUACUGAAGAACUUUUAAUGUUUGAAAGGCCUCAUGUAACUGCUAGAAUCUUAACAACUGGAUUUGUUCUUUAUCCCAGGUCUUAAGUUCCUGAUUUUUGUGUUAACAUCACACAUUUGGAAGGGUAGGGGUUUUGAAUUCAGCUGUAACAGUCUUCCAAGCUAAAAGCAGACCUCUUCAGUGAAUUUCAGUGUGUUAUUUCAAGGAAGAAAAUACCACUAACUUAAGCUUUUUUUUUUUUUUUGUCAAUAUUAAACUCUUGUCUUUGUGACUUUA